Messenger RNA from Emiliania huxleyi CCMP1516, 423 nucleotides. RefSeq lists its product as hypothetical. Lineage: Eukaryota; Haptophyta; Isochrysidales; Noelaerhabdaceae. The transcript is spliced from 2 exons. The coding region runs from base 1 to 423 and encodes 140 amino acids. The record is from RefSeq and is a predicted model, not a curated record.
AUGGCCUCGAGGCUACACGUCGCCAUGCUGCUGUCGGCAAUCGGCCUCUCGGCCGGUGCGCACUCGGAGCGUCGCGAGGAUGGCUUGAGACUCGAAUUUGACUUCUCCACCGAGAUCGUCAACAACAUGGCCGGCUUCCCUGGAAGCGACGCCGUCGCUGGCUGCUCAACUGAUUCGGCGUUUGGGAUCGACCCGGCUCGUUGCGGUGUUGGCAUACUCGCCGAACCAUACGACAACUACAAAUUCCCAGACGGCACCGAAAAGUACCCAAACUCGCCGACCAGCUGGCCAGAGUGGUCGAGCAUUACGGGGCCUUUCAUCUACUACACAAAUGGCGCAAGCAACGAGUUCUACAUCGACCUCAACAACUGCGGUGCGCCUCUCCCAGCUGCCCCUCUCCCGCACAGCGCGGCGAGCGGAUAA